GGGAGGGAAGGAGGAAGGGAGGCGUUAGAGGGAGAGAGGCAACGCCACCCCUGGGGCAAAGGGCGCAGUUUUCGUUUUAAGCAGAAUUUCAGUGGUCGGUUCCUGUUAUAAGCCGCAGAAGCCCUGGAUGGAGGUGACAAUGUUACCAGCGUUAAGGUAGUGGGGGGGAGAUACAAAGUGUCGUUUUAAAUUUAUUUUGGUGGCCAAUCCGGGCAUGGAGUGCGUUCAGGAAACAUCUCUACCAGUUGACCUGAUGUUACCCAUCGACUGUGACCCGGACAGUUCUUGCUGCUGUUGCUCCUGUUGCUCGCCCCCUGCUCAGUGCUAUGAUGGGUGUAGUGACUGCUGCACCCAGGUCAGGGGAAGGUCCAAGUCUCGGAGCCUUUCUACUUCCUCACCUCUGAUGGGUGCUAAAGUGUACAGGAGGACGAGUUCCAUGCACGGACCUUGCCCAGCGACGAAGUUCGGACCAAAGGCCUGCAUGCUGGAGAACCCCCGGGCUGUUAUGCACAUCCAAGACCCAGCCAGUCAGCGUCUGACCUGGAGCAAAGCUCCGAAGAGCGUCCUCGUCAUCAAAAAGAUCCAAGACGACCGACUGCUCCAGCCGUUCAAGGAACUCUGUAUCUUCCUCGUGGAGGUGAAAAACAUGAUUGUUUACGUGGAGAAGAAAGUCCUGGAGGAUUCCGCUCUGACCAACGACAGCUUUGAAUCCCUUAAAAAGAAAUUAUGCACUUUCCAAGAAGGCUAUGAUGAUCUGUCAGAUCGAAUAGACUUCAUCAUCUGUCUUGGAGGAGACGGAACAUUGCUUUAUGCCUCAUCAUUAUUCCAAGACAGUGUGCCCCCGGUGAUGGCCUUUCACUUGGGAUCUCUGGGGUUUCUGACACCGUUUAACUUCGAAACCUACCAAUCCCAAGUCACGCAAGUCAUUGAAGGUAACGUCGCCAUCAUCCUACGGAGCCGUCUGAAGGUGAAGGUGGUGAAGGAGAACAGACAGAAGAAGAACGGUGUGCAGGAGGACAGGUUGAUCGUGACAAAGCUGGGGGAGAACGAGACAGGGAGAGCGACGAAACAAUACCAGGUGCUGAAUGAAGUUGUGGUUGACCGAGGACCGUCUUCGUACCUCUCUAACGUGGAUUUGUUUUUGGACGGGAGACUCAUAACAACGGUGCAAGGAGAUGGGUUGAUCGUCUGCACGCCCACGGGGAGCACUGCUUACGCUGCCGCGGCGGGGGCCUCGAUGAUCCACCCCAAUGUCCCCGCCAUCAUGAUAACGCCAAUCUGCCCACAUUCCUUAUCCUUCAGACCAAUUGUUGUCCCGGCCGGAGUGGACCUCAAGAUCAUGCUGUCGCCCGAUGCCCGGAACACGGCCUGGCUCUCGUUCGACGGGAGAAAACGUCAGGAAAUCUGCCACGGGGACAGCAUCACCAUCACCACCUCCUGUUAUCCCGUCCCAUCCAUAUGCUUCAGGGACCCUGUGAACGACUGGUUCGAGAGCCUGGCUGAAUGUUUGCACUGGAACGUGAGGAAAAGGCAAAGUCACUUGACUGACGUUGAGGACUACUGAUCAAUGAGGGGGCGGAAGCAGUGUUUUUUGCCAGGCCAGAAUUCCCGCUCUUUAAUCCCAGCCUCAACAACCCACCUCCACCACCUCUUGACUCUACUGAACAUUCCUCAAUAUUGGAAGAACUGAUUGUUUUGCCUGCGUGCCUUGAAGUGUUAACAAAACUACCCCUCUUUUUCGUAAAUGUACAUUUUAACUGUCUUGCGUCGCGCGUUAAGAGUCCCAGACCCACGGGUACAUAUCCGAAACAUGUUACAGCGUUUGCUGCUAUGACCUUUAUUACGUUUUUAAAGCCAAGGUCAAGGCGAUAGCACUUGAAAUCGAGAGGUUUUCGUAUUCAGAAAACGCAGGUUUUUAAAUACUUAGCGUUCGGGUUUAUGUGUUUAUGAGCGUUAAUUCAAAAAUAUCAAAAUGGUUACUUUCAUUCCACC
Callorhinchus milii (elephant shark) is the source of this 1992-nucleotide messenger RNA. RefSeq names its product NAD kinase a (gene nadka). The record is from RefSeq and is a predicted model, not a curated record. Bases 215 to 1564 code for a protein of 449 amino acids. The transcript has 12 exons. Gene Ontology annotation, molecular function: NAD+ kinase activity. Gene Ontology annotation, biological process: NADP+ biosynthetic process; NAD+ metabolic process. Lineage: Eukaryota; Metazoa; Chordata; Chondrichthyes; Chimaeriformes; Callorhinchidae.